CGACAACAUCGAAGCCUGGUUCAGCUACUCAUAAGCUAACUUCUACGAGCGUGGCGUGAUCGAUUCAUGAGCACAAUUCCUCUCAGUAAUGAAGGCACUACCGCGCGAAUUCAACAGGUACGUCACACCUAGUAUGUUCACCAGUGAUAUUUCGAGAACUUAUGAAACCCUAAAGUGGUCUAUUCUUAAACGCGGAGAUCUGACCGAUCGAAAAAGGUUAGAUCAACUCCUCAAUAGCAUCGAUGUACAAUAUGGCUCGUCAACGGAUGUGUUGUUACAAAUGAGAGAGGUCAUUAUUGACCAAUUGGUCAACGGACAUUCGACGACGGACUGUUUAUGCAAUUUCUAUUAUCUGAGAUUCCUCGACAGCUGCAUGCAGUGCUUGUCUCACUUCAAAAGGAUGUUGUGAACGAGAUGACUGUCUACCGACUGGAUUCUUGAGAUCACCAGAACUUCAAACGCCGAGGUUUUAUCAGUCAAAGAAAAACCCCAAACGACACGAACUGACGUUAUGAAACCCUGUCAUACUCUGACACGUUACCUUCGUAUUUUUCAUAACCGUAGACUAUCACAAACUCCUCGGAGGAGUUCUUCAUGAAGACUAUCUGUCUCAUGAUCGCGAGAGACAGAUGAUCCCGAUUUGUUCUGGUAUCAUAAUCAGUAUAGAUAACCUUCUCGGAAUCGUAGAAAGCCCUGCAAUUUCCCUGUCACUAUUAAGCAUAUGAUCGAUACAUACCAUCAACCAAUACUUGAUAAAUACCCUGAGAUAUGCCAAACACUGCCGAAAUCGUCAUAUGUAACCAGCAACUUUACGCAUCAAAUCGUGACUACAGGAUUACCCGUAGUCUCAAAAGCUCUCCGACUAGCUGCUGAAAAGCUUAGGUUGGCCUAAAACCAAUUCAGUCAAAUGAUAGAUAUAGGAAUCAUUCGUCCACCAAACAACCCAUGGGUCCCUAAAAAGGACGGCGACGACUGGCGUCCAACUAGUGACUAUCGGUGAGUGAAUGCGAAAGCCAUUCCACAUCAUUACCUGUUGACUAAAAUUCACUAUUCGACAGCUACCCUGAAAGGUACAACUAUUUCUUUCGAAAAGCGUAUAACCAAAUUCUUACUGCUGACUACAUUACUGAUACUGUUAUCAUCACCCCUUCCUGCCUGUACGAAUUUUUGCACAUGCCUUUCGGUUUAAGAUAUGCUACACAAACCCUAAAACUGAGUAUUAAACAGAUGGGACCACUCGUAUUACUUGGUAUUUGCAAUGUAGUGAAUGCUGGCAUUGAAUAUAUUGCAGCUCAACUCGUUUACGGAACGACCCUCCGACUUCCGGGAAAAUUCAUAGAUCCUUCAUCCUUAAUGGAUAUUUAACUUUGUAUGUCCAAUAUGCAUGUUAGCCCACUUGGUCGCGUUGAUAGGCAUCAGCCAAUUAAUUAGAACAUCUACGUUCUCUGCUCUGUCCUGAUUUUCCUCCAUCAUUUGAGACCCCGUAAUUAUGUUGAGAAUCCAAUGCCGCCUCCUUUUCCGUAAUGUAUGUGCAAGGACAGUUUCCUCGUCUACUUGAUUGGAGAUUGGGCCAACUGCUUUUAAUAUUUUCUCUGGGUCGCCUGGAUUAUGAUUAUACACUUUCGUACCGACCUGUAGCGUUCCAUCGUAUUCUCUGUGCCAAGGCUGAUGGCGACUUUCCAAUAUUUCCUUUGUCUUGGUAAAUGUCAAAUAUUGCGGUCUAUCCAGAGAUGGCUGUGCUUCUUUGGGACUGUCCGUGGUAUAAAUGAUUGAGUUACUUGAUUGUAUAACUGCCAGAAAUAAGUCCAUGCCCCUUCUACUGAUGCCCUUGAGUCAAUUAUCCAGUUUUCAGCCGAGGCUUCAGAGUUUAUCGCCUCCAUGUCUGCCUUCCCUAUGUUAGGACUGGCUAGCACAAAUGUUUGACAGGCCAUGAUCUUUAAUAAGAUGACUGCAUGACCACUUCUCCUUAAAGGUUUUCCUCACCGGCGUUCAUCUAUUUCUACCUCUGCCUAUCGUCUCUUAAUACGAUCAACCAGGCUAAGAUUCUCACGAAUAUACAUUCCUGGUUUAGUCAGUUUGCGUGAAUUUUCCAGUAUUAGGUUUCUUUCUUCAGCCGAAAAAGGUAACCUUUAAGAUACGGCUUUUUUGAGUGCUUUCAGAAUCCACCUUUCGUCCUAUUCUACAAAGCCUACGAAUGCUAACUCCUGCUACUGUUUCUUGAAGUAGCUUGUUUGUUAAGGACUUAUUGUGGCCUAGAUCGUGUUCAAAUUUAACCUUUGGUUCCUUUUCGGAAGACUCCUAACUUAAGACAAAUGACUUACCUCUUGGCGAGAUCCGUUUUGACAAGCUGUGAAGUUCUGUUUCCUGAAUUCUCAUUCCUGCAGUCCUAUUCGACGUAGGACGUACAUGUCUCACUCUGUUUCCUUAGUUUUCUAGUCAAUCAUUGACCUUAUUUUGUCGCUUGAUCAAAUAAUCUACAUCGCUUUGCUCCUCCAUAGUCUGUUUUGUGUUGAUAUGGGGAUUGGAAACUUAAGCCGUCGACCCGUAUCUCAGAACCCUCUGUAAUUUUUUUCUCUUUUAGCGUGCUUUUUCUUGUUUAUAACCAUACCUACUUCUGUGUGUUUGUUAUCCACUGCGUUAUGAGGGUCCACCUCAAUGGUCUCAUUUAAAUUUGAAGCUGGACUCAUGAUAACGCUCCCUGCUUUCUCGAAAACUGACAGCUACUCAUCUGCUGCUAUAUGUUUGUCUGAGGGUAUCUUCCUGGCUAAAUUCAGCAGCUCAAAAGUCAGCAGAGGCUUUGUAGAGCAGCAUGCUUUGCACAGCCAACGUGAUAGUGGCUUGCAACACCUUUUAUGUGCAGCCGGUAUGAGUCCGGUGCACACGUGAUACCGAUUGUUGCAGUUGUCAUAUUACAUUCCAUUCUCGGCCGAAAGAAGCAUGUGGGUUUGUCACAACGACGUUUUUGCGCCAUUAAAAUUCUCAACACAAAAAGCAAAACAAAAAUACUAAUCCCUUGAAUAAGUGUUUUUUAGGCUCUAAAGUGAUAGACACUUAACACAAAGGGUUGGGACUUCUAUGUUGCGGUAACUGAAAAAUCCGGCCUAAAUAAACACAAAAGAAGCUUUUACACCUUAGAAUACAAUCAAAACUAAAAGAUUUGCUCCUUGAGGAAAAAUACCUCUGCCCUUUUUAUUUUGCUCUCUUGUAUGCGUCGUUGAUCCAUCAUACGAAUGUAAAAACGCUCAGAAAUGCUAGGCAUUACUAUUUUUUACCGUCGAAUAAAAAGUGGGUAACUUCACACCCGUUAACUACGUAACUGCUUAGCAUUGUAGUUUUGAGUGACCUGCAAUCCAAGUGCUUCAUGUCUAAGAAUCUGCAUUAAGUUUUUCACUUUGUUUCGUAGUAGCUUAUAGUGUUAUUACUCACCUGACUUUACUUGGUCAUUACAUAAAAUCUACGGUAUGCAGUUUCCAUUUCCUUAAGGUGUGGGAACCGUCGUCCAAAAAGUCAGUAUCAAAAUGCACACUGAGUUUGUUUGACCUCAGUAGUGUCCUAAACACAGUAAUUUCAAUUUGAUAGUUGCUACUUUUCCAGAUGGUUUUGGCGUUCCAAAAAACGGAGCUGACUGAAAAUUGUCUGUGUUGUUGCUCAUAUCGGUUUACACUAAAACUCACCAGUUACAUACCCUAUUUUCUAUAAUCCAUCACUAUUCCAACGUCAAAUAGAUUACAAACAUGAUGGAACCCGAUUUAAUUUCAGAUGUAGUGGAGAAUAGAUCUUUUACCAAUAGACUAAGCACAGUUAUUUUAGCAGUUGGAUUAGCUAACCCAACCUCCUUAUUUUUGGGAAAAUUCUAUAGAAAACUUUUGAGAAGUGGCACAAAAACCCGAAAAUUUACCCAGGUCUGAGGAAAUCCCCAAAAUGUUUGGGGGAGUUUUGAGUUUACCCCAAUAUUUCCACAGAAUCGUAUAACACUGGGGAAAACUACCAUAUUACUUACGACUUUGGGGAAAACUCCGCAAUUUACCCAAAGUUCCCCUAAGAUAGUGAGUCCAUGCUUAUUAAAUCUACUCUUUUAUCACUGAAAACUUUCUUGGUUUGGAGAACACAGAAUGUUCGUUAAUAUCAUUCUAAGACCAUUGCAAUCAGUUUUAGGCCAUUUAAACCAACCACUGUUAGAACCCGUAAGUAUAGCGUUCUCAUUGUGCUAUCGAACUAAAACAAUUUAUUCUACCUUCUGAAUAAAUAAUGUUAGGCACUCGAAAUAUGCAUGGAUCUCUUAAAUUGUCCAUAUUCUUGUCUAGUCAGACCGAUGAAAUAUCGGUGUCAGUCUCACCCACGUAUAGCCAACCCAUUUGGUAAUCAAAUAUUCACCGCCUAACGUCCCUGUUCACGCUCCUAAAAUCCUUAGUUUAUCUGUUGGUGGUAUCGUUUAUAUUCGAUAAAUAUCAGGUAGUACCGAAGCCUACUUUAUUUAUUUAGCCGAAAUAUUGUAAAACACUGGUCUUGGUAGUUUAUUGACACCUCCAUAGUAAUUUCUAUAUACAUCGCUGAUGUUGAAACCAACCAGGAAAAGUGGUUGAUUUACACUUGGCUUUGUGAAAUUACAGGUAAUUAUUAUGAAUUAAAAUCUGUAAUUACACUAGUGAUUAGUGUAGUACGAAGUUUUCAACUCCAUACAUCGUAAAUCGUCCAGAUUCAGAGUCAACAGCAGUCAAAUAGUUAAAAAGUUAGACAUUCAAACUGGUCUGUAUGACUGUUAGAUUUUUCGUCCACCUGUGUCAUGAUCCUGUAAACUGGUCUGGUUCCAUAUUUUGAAAGAUAUUCUACUUUGUUAGUUAUUUAUGCUUCUAUUCAAUAACGAUUCAUUCGUACGCAUGCGUCAAUAACUUGUUUUCUCUGAGCAACCGUAACUUACGAGCUCCACAUCAGUUUAGACUAGACUGUGUAGCGUUGUACGUCUCAAACAAAACUACUAUACCUUCUCCCCUCUUUAGCAAUACAUGACAGCACCCACAUCUUAGAGCCUAUAUUGUAUCAAGUUACAUUUAUUUUAAUCUUUUCUUGACAGUCCCGACCGUUGCUGCUACCUUGACGUGAUGGUUAGGUUUGCCUACCAUGCCAGUCGAGCUAUACUGCCUGGAACAAUCGUCCCUCAGGGUCCUACCAUGCUAGACUUGUUGAACGAAGAGCGUUAGAAUAAAAGCAGCAAACCCAAGGUCCGAGGGCGAAGUCGUACUGCUGACUGUACAGAGGUGUGACGGAAGUAAAGCGUUUCCUUUAAACAACCAGCAUAACAGAGAUGCUACCUUCCCACAAGGAAAGGUGGGGUUAGAAAAGGUCAACCGUAAAUAUACACGCCUCGCCUUAUCCCACGGAUAUCCGUCCCCAGCGGUAAGGCCUCAACAAGUACGGAGCUAACAUGAAAAUUACUCACAAAAAAGUCGUAUGUGACUGACUUCAAACAGUUGUCCCUUGGGCACUGCGGUCACACUCUCAAGUCACCAAGACCAUCCCUAACCCAAUUUUCUUCUCAGGUAACUAUGGAAAACCCUUCCACAUUGUAGGCAACCAGGAAGUGAUAACCACCCUCAUACCUCUAACAGCAGUCGAGAUCAGUGUAUUCAUAAUCAUUCUCCCUCUUCAACUCCUAUAAUUCCUCCUACGUCGACUUCUAACUAUAAACGUCCUCCUCAAGUGUCACCAUAGUCAACGGUUCUAGUGCGCGAAACACUCUCAGGUCUACUGAAACUUCGCUCCAAACUACAUGUUGGAGCCAUCAAUGUACUCGCCCUAUGUCAAAUCGACCAGCUGGACACCUUUACUAAAACGCUAGAAUUUUGUACCACUGGUGUAUGCUGUCUCCGAAGCACGCAUAUAGGAUCCCAGUGUGGUCAUCCACUUGACCUCACCUCGCCAAAAUGGAAAGCCUAUGAGACACACCCUCCGUGUAUCUGGCGACCCGAUAGCUAGUUCUCGUGGACUGACGUGUAGGCAUAGUACUAAGUAUGAGGUCAGAACAACCACUUUUAAGAUGGAUCCUUGGUAACAUUCGCCUAUGUGCUGUUCGUCUAAACGGCUCCGUAAGAACUCGAAAGGAUGGGGACCUUUUCGUCAUUUCUGCCUACGCCCCUACUGACUUCAGCAUAAGGAGAUAUCUAACAUGGCAACCCCCUGCACCAAACCAACGAUGGACUCAAAUAGACCAUAUUGCCGUCAGUCAUCGUUGGAUAGGCUCAAUAUAAAACUGUCGCUCGUUCUGGAAUACCUGUUUGGACUCAGAUCAUGCUCUAAUACGAGUACGCAUUUGCUUGCACCUCGCUGGAUGCAGAAAAACCACAUUAAGAAGACCCAUCAGAGUUGAACUCAGUGACCAACAAGCCAAAAGCAGAUUCCAGGAACAACUUAAGUCACACUUAGUCAAUUUUGAAAACAAGACUGAUCCAGAUGUUGUAUGGAAAGAUACACGAACAGCUUUGGAAACUGCAGUGACAUCUACUAGUGAUUUGAACCAAUGGGUUACGAAAAACUAGUGGGUUUCUGCGACAUCUAUUGCACUGGUAGAUUUUUGUAAACUCAUCCCAUCAGGCUCUAAACACGAUGAAGAGCGAAAACAAGUCAGAUCGAGGUUAACUAAACGUCUACGGAACGAUCGUGAGCAGUGGUGGGCAAAGAAAGCAAAAGAGAUGAAAAAGGCAGCGGCUGUAGGUUUCACAAGACAAAUUUUCCAGGCUUAUGAAAUAAACCGGAAUUAAGAAGUCAAAUGUAAGUGAUACGAUCUCGGAAAAAGACGGCACUUCCAUCUAUCCUCAUCCCAGACGUUCAGAACGAUGGGUGGAACACUCUGAGGAGCAGUUCAGCAAGCCUUCACCUACUCUACAACUACCCACCAUUCCCAAACAACCUGAAUGGAACAUUGAAGUGGGCCCCCAAACUCUAGUUGAAGUUCAAAAAGCUAUAGCUAAUCUGAAAUGACGAAGAGCAGGUGGUCCAGAUGUCAGUCAGUCAGUUAGCUAUAACGUAGGACUGGGCACAUAUAUGCAUCGGUCCAAGUUGCCAAACCUCAUUAGCGAUUAGGUUGACUAAUAUAUCAGCUGAAACCCGGGACUGGACGUAAUCCCAUCUGACUGGUCGCAAUCACUGGUCUUCUCAAUAUGUAAGAAAGGAUCGAAAUCAUCCUAUGACAAACCAUAGAGGGAUUAGCUUGACUAAUAUAGUGUCUAAAAUACUAGUCUCAUUAAUUAUCGGACACCUAAAAAGGACUCGUGAACUGAAAACACGAUAAAAUCAAGCUGGCUUUAGACCUGAUCGUGGCUACAUCAACCACAUAUUCACUAUUCUUCAGGUUUUAGAACACCUGUGUGCUUAUUGACGUCCGACAAUGAUAUUUUUUCCUUACUUAAAGACAGCAUUUUACUAUGUAGACCGAGAGGUUCUGUGACAGUCUGUCUCUGAAAGGCGUACCUCAGAGGUACAUAAACUUUGUGAAGGUUCUUUACUCGAACGCUACCAGUCGAUUCACAGCUUAUGGCGAACUGUCAUCUGGUUUUGUAACCUUAAGUGAUGUCUAACAAGGCUAUCUUCAUUAUUGUUCAACUUCAUCAUAGACCAACUGCUGCAAAUAACGUUCUUGUCGUCUGAAUUUUCAGAAAUUGAUCUCCUACCAAAAGGUUCACUUAUCAACCUAGAAUACACAUAUGACAUAGUCCUGCUUGGUGAAGACGCCGAUGAAAUGCAGUCUUAUAGUAGCACUGAGCAACAAUGCCAGGACGUUUGGGAUGCGUUUCUCCCCCUCUAAAUGCAAGUUAUUGCUUCAGGACUAGCGUGCAUCAACACCAGAACUAAGGAUAUGAAGUGAAGUAGUCGAACGCGUUGACAACUUUAUUUAUCUUGGAAGUCUGAUCAGCCGUAGUGGGUUGGUGUCUGACGAAAUCUCUGCACGGAUUGAGAAAGCUCGUUUGACUUUUGCCAACUUACGUCACCCAUGGAUUAGGCGAGAUAUCCGUCUAUCAAUAAAAAGACGAGUAUGUUGCGCGACAGUUCGUCCUGUUCUACUUUGCGACUGCGAAACGUAGCCAUUAAGAGAGGAUACUCGUAAGUUACUAGUAUUUGAUCACAAAUGUCUUAGAAAUAUUGCUCUCAUCUGCUGGAAUCAGGUAAGUAAUAGUGAGGUCAGACACAGAGUACAAGGGAAUGAUGAUCAAUCAGUCGAUGAAGAUUUACUUCAUCAACUGAGAUGAUUGGGCCACGUGUUGCGUAUGUUCAAUCACUAAUUACAACGACGCGCAAUGCUGAGUGAUGUUGGAGAGGGUUGGAAGUAAGUUAGGAGCGGCCAAAAAAACGUGACAUCAGUUCUUGGAGUCACUAACUUCUAGUCUGAGCCAUGUUGGUAGAUGCAGACUACUUGGUUGACGUCUGCGUGACUAUCACUUAUUAUUAUUUAUUUGAACACAUAAAUACUGGUACAAGGGGGCACCAAAUACAUAUGCGCCACACAAAUCUCAGUUGAUUUGUGUGAGGGCUGUGAUACUGCCCGGGUGCCAAAACCGAAGCAGGGGGUUUCCUUAGGGGGCCACACCCAGAGCCUUCGACCUGAAUGUCUGGUCCACAAGGCAGUGAAUCAUCGUAAGGAGAUACAGUCCCAUGGUAGCCUGUGACCAACAAUUGGUUCAUACGCCAUUUGUUCCUUCAGAGUACCGGAGCCCAUGUGCACCAUUGGUUCGGAAUCAGGGUUUUCCAAUUCCUCUAGGUGGGCUCUUCGUGUCCACCAACCCGGUUAGAGCGCCGGGCAUUCGCUUUUCAUCCUCUCAAUUCCGUAAACAACGCCCUCGCCACGAGAAGGCAGUGAGUAGGACUUCCCUGGCAGAUGCUAUAUACGCGUGGCCAUGUGAGAACAUUUCGAGAGGGAGAGCGAACUCUCCUCACUCUCGGCUGUACCAGGGCAUUCAAAGGCGCGUGACUAUCGUAACCAAUAGUUGGAGACUGGGUGACAGGGCUCAGAAUCGAUCACAAUGGCGUAAGUGUACACGCUCUUUGUCUUUCCUUAAACCAUGAGAUUAAAAUUGCUUUAUAUCCUUCUACCAACUAAUUCUUUCUUCCUGUACUAUGUUCUCUUACGAAAUGUUAUUUUAUUUUUACUACCAUUGAAGUAACGUCUAUCAAUUUGGUGUUCACCUUGUGCUAAUGAGGUGUGGCAAUUUGGAUCAUUGCAUAUAUGUGCCUGGUCCUACAUUGUAGCUGGCUGACUGACUUCCUUAAUAGUUUGUUAGUCGUUUUAUUGGUUUUCCAACUUCAACGUUGUGUUGCCAUAGGAUUUCCAGUAAAGCCCCACUGUGUUUACCCAGGUAUAAUUAUCCUUAAUUAUGAGUAUUGAUUCAUAAGACUUAAUUACAUUCGGUGAUUUAAUUGUGAUUAUUAUAAAUAACAUUCGAGCAUAACUGCUGUUGUCAUGCUGAGAUUGCACUUCAUGAAAUUUGUCAGGCGAUUCACCUAAGUUGGGAAUUUGUAUCCAUUGUUUGUGUAAAUCCUUAAAUAUGGGGGAGUUUUCUAAUUCUUUCACGUUACAUCAACAGAAUACGGGCAAAAUAGUUGAGCUUUUGUUAUGGCUACAUAUCUAAGGUCAUAAGAGUAUUGUGGAGUAUUAUGGAUUAUGUAGAAGUUUUUAUUGAUGAAAUUAAGCUUUUAUAUAUACCUUAGUAAAAUCAAUACUAGAUAUUGGUCAUCAAGUUGUCAGGGACUGAUUAGUUGGACAGAUGGAGUUAAAUUAAGGGAGCCUGGAUUACAGAAUAUAUGAGGUAUUUUUAUUACGUUGUCUGUUCUUAUAUCUUUUUCGACGUAAUCACAUUUAUUCGAUAAAGUUACAACUUUCUUUAGCACUUCGGACUAUCACUUACACACCUAUGUUAAAAAUGCUUUUUAUUCAAAAUAGUUUCCACUGAUCCUGAGGACUCACAUGAAGUUUUAACCUCUAAAAAUACUCAAAGAAACGAAUUCCUUCAAAUAUUGAGCGCUGUUUAGAAUUGGCUGAGUCGUAAACAACUCAAGAGUAAAGUUUCAUCGAUAACCACUUGGUUUUGCUAUUUGAAAAUCAAUCUGGGAUCAAUGAAAGAUUGUCAACUGAUUUUGCAUGAUGUUCCCGAAAACACAGAGUUAGGGAUUGAUCUGAAGUUUUGGAGGGUUGGCAAACACUUUAAAGGCAUCAAAGAUAUACCUCUAGGAGUACACUUUGUCUAUUAUAGUGCCGUAAAUUCAGACUGUAUGUCAGGUCAACGUGUUGGAUUCGUAGCAAAUUUCACUCAACCUGGUUUCAUUGUUAAGAAGUGGCAAAAAGAAAAAGAGGGUAAUUCGUUAUAUAUUGCUUAAAAGACCAAUAACUUUUUCGUCCUCUUGUCCAGAUUUCAUAGAUAUUAAUUUGACUGAUAACGAAGUAGAACGUAUUAUUUCGAAUUUCGAUGAAAUUUCUAUGUAUCUGGGGCAGUAUCCUGCGGAGUCGUAAGUCAUUUACACUAGGGUUGACUUAAACAAUUACCGUUUAAAGAUCAGAACUCUCAUUAUCGUGAUAUUUUCUUCUGUCGAAUUGUCGAGUUACUUAUCUUAUAGAGCCAUUAGCUUCCAUGGUAGCUUAUUUAGAUGUUUAUUGCUCUUUAAGAGGGUUAUAAUAUCCUAACGGAUACGCUUGAAACAUUUGCUUGAUAGGUUAUACAAAUGAGACAAAAAGGAUUCUCGAGAUUUAAGCUCGUUAUACGUUCUGUCGACGACUAACUCAUCUUUUGAACGAUCGCUUAACUUUCCUUUAACAUUUCUUUCUAUUGCUUCAAUAAUAUAUUUCGUGUAUCAUGUAACACUGAGAUGUUCUUAUGAAUUGAUUUAUUUAAUCCAUUUUUGUUUUUAUUUCCUUUGUUAUCAUAUGGAAUUUGAAUUUCGAAGUGAAACAGUAAUUUUUUAUGUGACGGUAAUUUGUGUUCUAAAGGUAAUAAUGAUAUCUUCAUUAUAAUUACGUACUAGUUGGAUUUUGAGUUUCAAAUAAUAUGACUCCAGUGUCAUAUUUCCUGUUAUCUUAAAAACUUUGUCCUGAGAGUUACUCAGAGAGGAGGAUAUUUUUUGGUUUCAGCGUUGUUUACCAAUAAAAAUUCUGCUCAUAGAUAAGUGAAAACCUGUUAGAUAUUGAAAAGCGCUGUGGUGGUGAUUAGUCCUAUCAAGUCCAGUGUAUUUAAAACUGUAUUGAUAUUAAUCUUUAUUGAAUUACUGAUUAAUAUCGUGUUACAGUGCAAGUAAAUGGAUUAAUGUGUACAUACUUUAUUAUGUUUUUUCAACUAUGUUUAAUAUUCACCAGAUUUGUCUCACAAACUGAGAUUCUCAGUUUUAUCUAGUUUCUAAUGUUUAGUUAUUUUAUUUUAGUAUAUCGUUUACAUCCCCAACUCUUUCUUGUAAAUCUAGACACAGAGAUUGGAUUUCGUUGUCUAAUUUUAUAACAACAUGUACAUUAACUCGUCUUGUUCCCUACUGUGGUCGUCUAUAUUCCUGUCCACACUUCUUAUCUGAACCCUCUAAUACCCAAGAACGCCUGGCUCUUAAAAAUUCCUAUACGACUAGCUGUCCAAAUAAAAAUUCAGAAGACCUCUUACCGAAUUUAUCUAUUAUUCCUGGUACAGAGGUACGUUUUACUUCAAUUCCAACAAAACCACUUUAUCCACCUCUUUCAUCUCCAUCGGAAAUCACUGCCCAUUGUAUGGAUCAAACAUAUACUCUUUGUACUACUAUGGACGUAAUCUUCUCGAGCAUCAGUUCAGAAAAGACCAGUGGCUUAAGUAAGGAUCUGGAAUCUGCUCGCGAGCUGCUCGGUGAAUUUCAAUUUGCUUUUCUCAAUUUAUUAUUAAAUCAUUCAAUGGAAGGCUGGGAACAGUGGCGUCGUAUAUUCCAAUUACUCGCUAAUUGUGAGAAAGCGAUUGUUAAUUAUCCUAAUUUGUACAUUGACUUCAUUACAGUUAUUUAUCACCAGUUAACUAAUGCAAAUAGAUCAGAGGUGUCAAGUAGCAAUUCAGCCGUGGAGCUACUCGAUAUUUUCUUUUCGGAAUCAUCUAGCUCAAGUACACAGUGGAAAUUAACCGAACCUGGCUUUUUACCAACUAUGAUUGGGCGUCUUUUGAAAAAUAUCUAUUCUGUUUGUACUUCUGAUAUAACUAACAAAACAUGUCCCAGUGAAACUAGUAAUAUUCUGAAAGAUCUCUUUAAACGUACAGAUGGCUUUGCUCAUAGCAUAAAACAUCGAUUCAAAUGGGAUAUGAUCACUUCAUAUCAGUUAUUACAAAGGUGUACUCCAAAUAUAACCGAAAUUCCUAUUGAAGAGUUUGACUGGGAUGGAGAUGAAGCACCUGUCAUUGUACAGCUGUAAACAAGUCUGAAAUAAAAAUUAUUUCCAAUUUUUUAAUCAGACUUUUUGUCUGUGUUCAUUGCUGCGUAUUUAGUCUGUUAUAAUAUUUUAAGACAUAUUAUUUUUACUACCCUCGUUGCUCGCGUGUUUGCUUCACUUUAGAACCCUGUAGUUGAAAUUAGCGCGUUUUUAAUGAUUGUUGAGUGCGAAGUGGGUAUGCCAAAUAGAGCUUUGUAAUUUCAAAGCAAAUAAAGCUACUUCAAUUAUUGCUAUAUAAGAGAGAGGUGUGAUCAGUUAAUGUACUUCCAAUUUUUGACUUACUAUCCGCUAAGAUCCCAUAUUUAGUUCAUCAAUUUAUUUAUUUAUUUGAACACAUAAAUAUUUGUACAAGAGGGCACCAAAUAUAUAUGCGCCACACAAAACAAUGAGAAUUCGAAGAGAAAGAAAAGAAGGUAAGGAGCGUGAAAAAAGAACAAUAACGAACAGAUUAGUGUAAGGUAGUGUAAUAAUAAUAAUAAUCGUAAUAAUUGGGGAAACGGAAAGGUACAAUGAGAAGGAAUCUUUCAGUUAAGGAAAAAACAACCAUUUUCUAUGAAGAAAGUAAAAGAAGUUUACAGCAGGAUCGCCACUGGCUUCUAUUCUGAGCCAUAUCUGAUAACGUCUCUAGCUACUAUGUUGCGCCAUUUCUAGGACCCCAGCCAGGGAGUCGCAAAAGACCGACAUAAGGCAGUCUUAUACAUCCUUCUUUCAUAUUACGACACCAUGUCGUAGACUGACCACCUCUCCGCUUUUUCCAACCAGUCCCAGAGUCGGCAAAUAAUGAACGGUGUGGAAUUCUCUGGGAUGACAUUCGUAGAACAUGUCCAAGCCACCAAAGUCGGUGUUUCAAGAUGGUGACACCAAUUGAAUUGUCGUCUCUGUGCCCGAACACACGAUGCCGAACUUCUACAUUACUGACAUGGUGUUGCCACUGGAUGUCAGCAAUCCUUCGGAGACAGCGAUGAUCGAACACAGAGAGUCGUCUAACAUCCUGAACUCGGAGAGGCCAGGUUUCACAAGCAUAGAGCAAAACUGCUAUCACCGACGCGCUGUAGAUUCGACCUUUUACAGCCAGACUAACAUUACGAAGGCGCCAAAGGUGGCCCAGAUUGACAUAAGCCGCUCUGGCUUUCACUAUACGUGCAUUGAUCUCAUCACUCACGCCACCACCAGCACUUAUGCAUCUACCCAGGUACACAAAUUCCCGACUACUUCUACCUGCUCACCACCCAAAGUGAGUACAGGAUUAGAAUCCUGCCAGUCUUGUAGAAGUACUUGGCACUUCGAAGGUGCAAGGCACAUACAAUACCUACGGACACUGAUUGCCAACUGAUUAAGUGCGGAUUGCAUGCCUUGGGCAUUGUCGCACAGUAAGACAAUAUCAUCCGCAUACUCGAAGUUGAGAAGUCUUUCUCCAGGCAACAGAUCCACACCACCAUUACUUACAUCCAUCAGAGCUGUUUCCAGAAUGUCAUCGAUGGCAAAGUUGAAGAGGAAUGGUGAGAUUGGGCAAACCUUGCCUAACUCCACUGCUCGAAUAGAACAAUGGAGAAAGGUGGUUGUAUGCCCUCACUCUGCCUGAGGUGUUUGUAUAUAGAGCUUUUAGGAUGUUAAUAAACUUCUCAGGCAUACCCUUCUUCAAUAGACAAUCCUAGAGAACAAUCCUGUCCAACGAAUCGAAGGCAGCCCUGAUGUCAAGAAACACUACGAUUGUUGGCCUGUGAUAUGUAUGACGGUGUUCUAACAUUUGGCGUAGGGUGAAGAUAUGAUCAAUACAUCCUCGACCAGAACGAAACCCAGCCUGCUCCUCACGAGUCAAUCUUUCUCGGGUUUUGAACAACCUACGAAGUAUGACGGAGGCCAAUAGCUUGGACGCAAUCGGAAGUAGACUUAUCCCCCGAUAGUUGUUACAGGAACGACGUGAACCCUUUUUAAAGAUUGGGACAACUAUCGACUCAUUCCAUGACGUUCGUACACUCUCUAGUUCCCAGACCUUUGUAAACAACGUCGUCAAUUCCUCAGCCAGAAAGUCACCACCAUCUAUAAAAAGAACCGAAGGUAAGUCAUCUGGACCCAGUGAUUUGUAGCGCUUCAAGAGUUGGAGUUCCUUGCGGACUUCCGCAUCAUUUGGUAGAUCAGUCAUCACCGGCCAUGGAGGGCAGAACAGUCCGACCGAUGUUGCUGGAGCAGCAGGCUAGUUGAACUACCCUUCAUAUAAUUCUGCCCAUCGUCCAAGACGUCGAUGGAUGUUAGUGAUUGGCAUCCCGUCAUCCUCGCUCACACCAGACUUCUUGCUGCCAGUGGCUCGGAUGAGUUGGAAAAGCUUCCGGUAGUUACCAGAUGCAACUGCUGCUUCCAGCUCAUUAGCACGCUCCGACCACUAGGCUUCUCGGUCCUUGCACAAGCUUUGCCCGAUUUCAUUACGCAACACCCUUCGUUUGUGGUCAAACUCACGGUCACCCGGAGUAGACCGACGGGCUUCGAUGAGUUGUUAGGAGCCUAAAGAAACUCAGUGCUUAUAAGCGGGACGUUUCGCGAAGCCGCAAGCAGCUGUACUCGCCAUUUUCAUGGCGUCGUGCAGUUGCAACCAAUGCUCAUCUAUACUUUUCGGUGGAAUGGUAUCUAGCCUAGGAGCUAGCUCGGUUCGAUACUUACUUGCAACAGAAGUUGCAACCAGCUUGCUAACAUCAAUCCGUUGGUGGCGG
This is a messenger RNA of Schistosoma haematobium, 15114 nucleotides long. RefSeq names its product a1-alpha2 repression, variant 2. Bases 11729 to 12391 code for a protein of 220 amino acids. NCBI's taxonomy places the organism in Eukaryota, Metazoa, Platyhelminthes, Trematoda, Strigeidida, Schistosomatidae. The transcript has 4 exons. Gene Ontology annotation, biological process: spliceosomal tri-snRNP complex assembly. The record is from RefSeq and is a predicted model, not a curated record.